CGAAGACGAGAAAAAAGAAGUUUCGUCUUUCAAAUAGGUUUCGUUCAGUCAGUCGACACUCGCCAGCGUGCUACCCUGACUCAGUGACUCGCCCAUCUCCGGCGCCGACCCUGUCGUGCUGACGCCGUCUAUUUUCGCCGUUUGUUUUAUACGUUUUAUAGAGCUAUGGAUGAUAGUUUGUAUGACGAGUUCGGUAACUAUAUCGGACCUGAAAUUGAGUCUGAUCAAGAGAGUGACAGAGAUGAGGAAGAGGAGGAACUCCCUGGUAGGACUGAUGAUGACGAGCCUAUGUCUGAAAAUGAGCACGGCCCUGGAAAAUCGAACGGGUGGCUUACAACAAACGAGGAUGUUGACAUGGACGGUCAAAUCGUCCUGGCAGAGGACAAAAAAUACUACCCGACUGCCGAGGAGGUUUAUGGUGAAGAAGUUGAAACCCUAGUUAUGGAUGAAGAUGAGCAGUCACUCGAACAACCAAUCAUUAAGCCUGUGAGAAACCUCAAGUUUGAGGUGGGUGUAAAGGAUUCAUCGACCUAUGUAUCAACAGAAUUCCUUUUGGGUCUUAUGUCGAACCCUAAGUUGGUCAGGAAUGUUGCUUUGGUGGGUAACUUGCAACAUGGAAAGACGACAUUCAUGGACAUGUUGGUCGAGCAGACUCAUCACAUUUCGACGUUUGAUCAGCACAGCGAAAAGCAUAUGAGGUACACUGACACGAGGGUCGAUGAACAGGAGAGGAAGAUAUCGAUUAAGGCAGUUCCUAUGUCACUUGUUCUCGAGGAUAGCAAUUCGAAGUCGUAUCUUUGCAACAUUAUGGAUACGCCUGGUCAUGUUAACUUCUCUGAUGAGAUGACUGCUGCUCUUAGGCUUGCUGAUGGUGCAGUGUUGAUUGUAGAUGCUGCAGAAGGAGUGAUGGUAAACACAGAGCGGGCUAUACGCCAUGCAAUCCAGGAACGCCUCCCCAUAGUUGUUGUAAUAAACAAGGUUGACAGAUUGAUAACUGAGCUGAAGUUGCCCCCAAAGGACGCCUACCAUAAGCUAAGGCACACAAUUGAAGUCAUCAACAACCACAUAACAGCUGCAUCUUCAACUGCUGGAAACGUUCAAGUUGUUGAUCCUGCUCUUGGAAAUGUUUGUUUUGCAAGUGGCAGUGCAGGAUGGGCCUUCACCUUGCAUUCAUUCGCUAAGCUUUAUGUUAAGCUCCAUGGUAUUCCGUUUGAUGCUAGUAAGUUUGCUUCUCGCCUUUGGGGUGAUUACUACUAUGAUCCUAACACCAGAAGUUUCAAGAAGAAACAACCUCCCAGUGGAGCAGAACGGUCCUUUGUCCAGUUUGUGCUCGAGCCUCUUUAUAAAAUAUACAGCCAAGUAAUUGGAGAACACAAGAAGAGCGUGGAGGCUACACUUGGUGAACUUGGCGUGACUUUGAGUAACGCAGCUUAUCGUUUGAAUGUCAGGCCUCUGUUAAGAUUGGCAUGCAGCUCAGUUUUCGGUAGUUCAACAGGCUUUACAGACAUGCUGGUUCAACACAUCCCAUCUGCUAAAGAUGCUGCACAGCGGAAGGUUGAGCACAUUUACACUGGGCCAAAGGAUUCCGCGAUUUACAAGGCUAUGGAGGAUUGUGACGCAUCAGGUCCUGUAAUGGUUAAUAUAACAAAACUGUAUCCGAAAGCUGACUGUAGCGUAUUUGAUGCCUUUGGCAGAGUUUACAGUGGGGAAAUAAUGGCAGGACAGGCUGUACGUGUUUUAGGGGAGGGAUAUUCUCCGGAUGACGAGGAAGACAUGACAGUGAAAGAAGUGUCGAAAUUAUGGGUCUAUCAAGCUCGUUAUAGGAUUCCCAUUACCAAGGCCCCACCUGGUUCGUGGGUUCUCAUUGAAGGUGUGGAUGCCUCUAUCAUGAAGACUGCAACAAUCUGCAACUUAGAAUACGAUGAGGAUGUCCACAUAUUCAGGCCACUCCAGUUCAACACUCUUCCUGUGGUGAAAACUGCCACCGAGCCUUUGAAUCCGAGCGAGCUGCCAAAAAUGGUGGAGGGUCUUAGGAAGAUCAGCAAGAGUUAUCCAUUAGCUAUUACGAAGGUUGAGGAAUCAGGUGAACAUACUAUUUUAGGUACUGGAGAAUUGUACUUGGAUUCGAUAAUGAAGGACCUCAGGGAGCUUUACUCAGAAGUGGAAGUCAAGGUGGCAGAUCCUGUUGUCUCAUUCUGUGAAACAGUCGUGGAGUCCUCUUCAAUGAAAUGUUUUGCUGAAACUCCAAACAAGAAAAAUAAAAUUACAAUGAUUGCGGAGCCACUGGAGAGAGGACUUGCUGAGGAUAUCGAGAAUGGUAUUGUAAGCAUUGACUGGCCAAGGAAGAAGCUUGGUGACUUUUUUCAGACAAAAUAUGACUGGGAUCUGCUUGCUGCAAGGUCUAUUUGGGCAUUUGGUCCUGAUAAGCAGGGUCCUAAUAUAUUAUUAGAUGAUACACUAUCAAGUGAAGUUGAUAAGAGCUUGCUUAACGCUUGUAAAGACUCUAUUGUUCAAGGGUUUCAGUGGGGGGCUCGUGAAGGCCCACUCUGUGACGAGCCAAUCAGAAAUGUGAAGUUCAAGAUAGUUGAUGCCAAAAUUGCUCCUGAGCCAUUGAAUCGUGGUACUGGUCAGAUCAUUCCUACUGCUCGACGAGUGGCCUAUUCAGCUUUCCUCAUGGCAACACCUAGACUCAUGGAGCCAGUUUACUACGUGGAGAUACAAACUCCAAUAGACUGUGUUUCUGCAAUAUACACGGUUCUAUCACGUAGACGUGGUCACGUCACUGCAGAUGUUCCUCAACCAGGGACUCCAGCUUACAUCGUCAAGGCAUUUUUACCUGUGAUAGAGUCCUUUGGUUUCGAAACGGACCUGAGGUAUCACACUCAGGGGCAGGCGUUCUGCUUAUCAGCAUUCGAUCAUUGGGCUAUUGUCCCUGGAGAUCCUCUGGAUAAAAGUAUAGUUCUACGCCCAUUGGAGCCAGCUCCAAUCCAGCAUUUGGCUCGUGAAUUUAUGGUCAAGACUAGGCGUCGCAAGGGGAUGUCUGAGGAUGUGAGCAUUAAUAAGUUCUUCGACGAGGCUAUGGUUGUCGAACUAGCUCAGCAGGCUGCUGACAUUCAUCUGCAGAUGAUGUGAACAUGGUUUACUUUGCGUUGUAAACAUACAUUGGAGCAGGUCAAAUUUGUAGAGAUUCGGGAACUUGUGUUGUCCAUGUAAUAUCCUGGUAGUUUUUAGACCAGUCUUGUAUUUGUUUUCUUGCCUAUGUUGUAGUAAGAGAUUACGAAUUAUUGUUAGUUUUUUAGAGGCCCAAGCUUACGGUUUUGUAUAACGGUGUAACGGGAGAUUCUCUUGCCAGAUCCUACUGUCACAAAGGAUAUUUUAACAAGGUAGCAAGUGAGGUUAGCCCUAAAUUUUCGGGGAAUCUACAACAUGUGAUUUUAGGAUUUCGAUUAAUAUACCCGUUUUUUUUUU
Molecule: messenger RNA, 3468 nt
Organism: Erythranthe guttata (spotted monkey flower)
Lineage: Eukaryota; Viridiplantae; Streptophyta; Magnoliopsida; Lamiales; Phrymaceae
Product: 110 kDa U5 small nuclear ribonucleoprotein component CLO
Biological process (GO): mRNA splicing, via spliceosome
Cellular component (GO): cytosol; U2-type catalytic step 2 spliceosome; U4/U6 x U5 tri-snRNP complex
Molecular function (GO): U5 snRNA binding; GTPase activity; GTP binding
Source: RefSeq, a predicted model, not a curated record